This is a messenger RNA of Arachis stenosperma, 1180 nucleotides long. Its product is annotated as probable inactive receptor kinase At3g08680. Bases 209 to 892 code for a protein of 227 amino acids. The record is from RefSeq and is a predicted model, not a curated record. The transcript is spliced from 4 exons. Lineage: Eukaryota; Viridiplantae; Streptophyta; Magnoliopsida; Fabales; Fabaceae.
GUUUCUGAAGAUUCUGAUUCUGGUUCUGCUAAUGUAGCUGUGGAGGCGAAUCAGAUGGACUUAACUGAUGAGAUAGACUACUGUCACAAUUCAGCAAAAUGAUGAGAGUGUCACGGAAAUAACUAAUUCCGUUCCAGUAAUAGCUAACUCUGUUCCAGAAAUAGCCGUCGAGUCAGAGAUCCUUCGGAAUGAUUCCUUGGAGCAUGUCAUGGAAGAUCUCUUCCACGUUGUUAGCCAAAAUAAGGAAAAAGCAAAUAAUAGUCAAGAAGAAAAGCAUUUGACGACUAUCAAAUCCUAUGAUCAAUCAUAUCCAGAUAGGAAAAGAUUCAUGGGUAUAUGUCUGCCUAUAACACCAAUUCUACAUAAGAUAAGUGGUGGAUUUAACCCCUUAGAACUGCCCUCUGUUCAUUGCAUGUCAUGUGAUAGUAUCAUUCAGAAAAAUACUACCUCACACACGGAAGAUAUUGAGACAUAUUUAUAUUGUAAUCGAUGCUAUGAUGAUCAUAUUGGUCGGAAAAUGAUUUUUUAUGAAGGGUGUCCUUAUAAAUUUGAUAUUAAGGAAUUGUUGAGAGCUUCUGCUGAAGUUCUUGGAAAUACAAGUUAUGCAAUUACCUGCAAAAUCCUCUUGGAAAAUGGCGUAACAUUAGUUGUAAAGAGAUUAAAAGAUGUGAUGGUAAAGAAGAAAAUAUUUGAAGAGAAGAUAGAGAUUGUGCAAAGAAUUUCUCAGCAUCCAAAUGUUCUGUCUCCUCUUGCCUGCUAUUAUUGUUCCAAUGGUGAAAAUCUACUGGUUUAUGACUACAUGACAAAAGGAAGCUUUUUCGAGCUAUUGCAUGGAGCUAUCUUCGGGAGUGGAUCGGCUGGCUUUAGUCUUGACAUCGACUUCAAGUUUUAGGAGUUUGUUCUCCAAUUUCCGGCGUCACCUUAUUUCUCUUUAUUUUGACGCUCUUGAACCCACUCCAUUCCACCUCUACCAUAAAUGGACCUUCAAAGCCGAAAAAAUUGUUGCCAUAGAAAAGGAAGACGCUGUCUGUCGCUGUUGCUAGUUGGCUAACUCCAAACUGCUUCUGUAGAAGAACCGGUCUCCAUGAAGGCGUCAUGAUUCUCAGACGAUGACGCAGUCAAAGCACAAAAUAACAAGUCUAUUAUCUUUUAUUUCAAAUUAUCCUCAACUUGUACGUAA